Mus pahari (shrew mouse) is the source of this 1611-nucleotide messenger RNA. RefSeq names its product tumor susceptibility 101 (gene Tsg101). Gene Ontology annotation, molecular function: ubiquitin binding. Gene Ontology annotation, cellular component: ESCRT I complex. Bases 105 to 1280 code for a protein of 391 amino acids. The transcript is spliced from 10 exons. NCBI's taxonomy places the organism in Eukaryota, Metazoa, Chordata, Mammalia, Rodentia, Muridae. Gene Ontology annotation, biological process: endosome to lysosome transport; protein transport; protein modification process. The record is from RefSeq and is a predicted model, not a curated record.
CCUGCUUCGCAGGGGCGGGGCGGCGGCGGCGGCGGCGAUUGUCUGGCGGCCUGGGGCGGCCCCGUGGCGCCUACCCUCUGCCUGUGGGGACGGAGGAGCGCGCCAUGGCGGUGUCCGAGAGUCAGCUGAAGAAGAUGAUGUCCAAGUACAAAUACAGAGAUCUAACCGUCCGACAAACUGUCAAUGUCAUCGCUAUGUACAAAGAUCUCAAACCUGUAUUGGAUUCAUAUGUUUUUAAUGAUGGCAGUUCCAGGGAGCUGGUGAACCUCACUGGUACAAUCCCAGUGCGUUAUCGAGGUAAUAUAUAUAAUAUUCCAAUAUGCCUGUGGCUGCUGGACACAUACCCAUAUAACCCCCCUAUCUGUUUUGUUAAGCCUACUAGUUCAAUGACUAUUAAAACAGGAAAGCAUGUGGAUGCAAAUGGGAAAAUCUACCUACCUUAUCUACAUGACUGGAAACAUCCACGGUCAGAGUUGUUGGAGCUUAUUCAAAUCAUGAUUGUGAUAUUUGGAGAGGAGCCUCCAGUAUUCUCCCGGCCUACUGUUUCUGCAUCCUACCCACCAUACACAGCAACAGGGCCACCAAAUACCUCCUACAUGCCAGGCAUGCCAAGUGGAAUCUCUGCAUAUCCAUCUGGAUACCCUCCCAACCCCAGUGGUUAUCCUGGCUGUCCUUACCCACCUGCUGGCCCAUACCCUGCCACAACAAGCUCACAGUACCCUUCCCAGCCUCCUGUGACCACUAUUGGUCCCAGCAGAGAUGGCACAAUCAGUGAGGACACUAUCCGAGCAUCUCUCAUCUCAGCAGUCAGUGACAAACUGAGAUGGCGGAUGAAGGAGGAAAUGGAUGGUGCCCAGGCAGAGCUUAAUGCCUUGAAACGAACAGAGGAAGAUCUGAAAAAAGGCCACCAGAAACUGGAAGAGAUGGUCACCCGCUUAGAUCAAGAAGUAGCUGAAGUUGAUAAAAACAUAGAACUUUUGAAAAAGAAGGAUGAAGAACUAAGUUCUGCUCUGGAGAAAAUGGAAAAUCAAUCUGAAAAUAAUGAUAUUGAUGAAGUUAUCAUUCCCACAGCCCCACUAUAUAAACAGAUUCUAAAUCUGUAUGCAGAGGAAAAUGCUAUUGAAGACACUAUCUUUUACCUUGGAGAAGCUUUGAGGCGGGGAGUAAUAGACCUGGAUGUGUUCCUGAAGCACGUCCGCCUCCUGUCUCGUAAACAGUUCCAGCUAAGGGCACUAAUGCAAAAGGCAAGGAAGACUGCGGGCCUUAGUGACCUCUACUGACGUGUGCUGUCAGCUGGAGACCAACCUCUCCGUAAAGCAUUAUUCUUUUUCUUCUUCUUCUUUUUCUCAUCAGUAGAAUCCAAAAUAAGUUAUUGCAGUUUAUCAUUCAAGUGUUAAAUAUUUUGAAUCAAUAAUAUAUUUUCUGUUUCCUUUGGGUAAAGACUGGCUUUUAUUAAUGCACUUUCUACCCUCUGUAAGCUUCUGUGCUGUGCUGGGACUGACUGGGCUAAAUAAAAUUUGUUGCAUAAUUUUUCUCUUUCUUGGACUUGAGAUAAGAUGCAUAAAAGAAGCCUGGCUUUUCAUUAAUAGACAAGGCACAGUGUUCAUCUUA